AUGAGGACGGCGACCAUACUCUUCUACUGCUGGUUGGGAGGUGUUGCAGCACACAGAGUACCACGUGGGGAGGUCGUAGGUGCGGUGGACCUUCAGCAGCUCAUCUACGAUCGAGGUGACGUUCGGCACGACGUAGCACUGCCACCACCGAUCUUAGUGAAAGGGACCACCAGCACCUCAGCCUCUUCCUCCUUGCCGACAAUAACGCCUCGCGCUUUGGGCGUCCAUAAACGACAGGCCCAGACGAAUGUCUCGACUACGGCUGUGAUGAACUCGACGACGACGACGAUGACGACCACAAGUAGUGUUUUGAUUCCUGCGACUGCGGCGUGA
Messenger RNA from Microbotryum saponariae, 333 nucleotides. Lineage: Eukaryota; Fungi; Basidiomycota; Microbotryomycetes; Microbotryales; Microbotryaceae. The record is from the annotation of a GenBank genome assembly.